GAGAGAGAGAGAGCGAGAGGUGUGAUAGAUACAACUGUGUAGUUGUUCCAAAGCAAAUUAAGUGAAGAGAAAAGCUAAAACGAACUUCAUCUCGGUACAACAAUCAUGGAUUAUCUGCUUUUGGACUCUGCAGAUUAUGUUAGAUUUCGGACCUGGCCAAAACAGUAUAAGAAUUAUGCUGUCAAAGUUCUGCAACACAUUAAUUUAAAGUACGGAAGCACCACAUGAUUCAGUCAAAUUUUAUAUACUCUCGUCAGAUCAAAUUUGAUCAAUAUUCAAACUGAAACUUUAUACUACGUAUUCACUGAUUAGUAUUAUUUUAUUUUAAAUUACUUUUGAAACAAUUAAAUUACCAUAUGCUUUUUUAUUUUAUUUUUUGGGUAUCAUAUCUAGGAUUCUAGUGCAUAUCUGUUGGUUCUAACAACAUAUCAUCUUAGAGUACAAAACAAGGCAAGCUGGUACUUUCACUAAUAUUAUAUUUUUAUAUAUACUAUCCUAAAAUUUCUCAUGCGUAACUCCAAAGUCCAAGCAGCAAUAUUCAUUCAAAGCCGAAAGAAGAAAAGAAAAAGAAAAAGAAAAAAAAAAAAAAACUCUACGUACCCCGGCCUUUUGAUUCUCUCUCUAGACAUCCCUCUCUCUCUCUCCUCUCUUCUUCUUUUUUGUUUUUGCUUUACCAAUCACUACUGCCAUGGCAGCAUUGGUGGCCAAGGUGGUUGUGAUGGCAGUGGUAGGGCUAUCAAUGAUGAUCACCACGGUGGAGGCGGCAACCUGGUGCGUGGCGAGAAGCGGAGUGGGAGCGGUGGCGUUGCAGACCUCUCUGGACUAUGCGUGUGGGGCAGGGGCGGACUGUGCACCCAUUCAACCAUCUGGGUUGUGUUACCUUCCGAACACCGUUGAAGCACAUGCUUCCUAUGCCUUCAACAGUUUCUACCAGCGCAAGGCCAUGGCACCUGGCUCAUGUGACUUCUCUGGCACCUCCACCCUUGCUGGAACUGAUCCCAGUUAUGGGUCAUGUGUUUAUCCAUCGUCUCAGAGCGCGGCUGGUGGAGGGACAACUAUACCGGCCACGACGCCAACUCUAGGUGUACCGAUGCCGCCAGGAACCACCACUUCACCAUAUGGCAAUGGAGGACUCACUCCCGGCGUGGGAUCUGUUGUACCCAACAUAGAUAAUUCUAAUUCCAAAGCUUCCCUGGGGUCCUCACACACAAUAUUUCUGGUUUCUGUCUGUAUCUUUGUUGUUCUCUCAUUUUUAUUUCAACCCAUGUAGUCUUUGAAGCUCCAUUUCAUUGAUUUAGUUAGGAGGACUAGGUUGAUUUAGUACAUUUUUGUUAGAAGUUAGGACUUUUUUUUUUUUUUUUUUUUUUU
Molecule: messenger RNA, 1368 nt
Organism: Cornus florida
Lineage: Eukaryota; Viridiplantae; Streptophyta; Magnoliopsida; Cornales; Cornaceae
Product: PLASMODESMATA CALLOSE-BINDING PROTEIN 3-like
Exons: 3
Coding region: 689-1270 (193 amino acids)
Source: RefSeq, a predicted model, not a curated record